Molecule: messenger RNA, 1677 nt
Organism: Aspergillus pseudotamarii
Lineage: Eukaryota; Fungi; Ascomycota; Eurotiomycetes; Eurotiales; Aspergillaceae
Product: putative transporter
Exons: 2
Coding region: 1-1677 (558 amino acids)
Biological process (GO): transmembrane transport
Cellular component (GO): membrane
Molecular function (GO): transmembrane transporter activity
Source: RefSeq, a predicted model, not a curated record
AUGGGUCCUCCAGUGGAGGAGGCCGGCUGGCUAAGAAAGGACCAGGCUCAAGGCCUUCAGACGGCAGACGCACCCCCCAUGGCAGAUGGCAGGGUAGACAAGAGCAGUGCGCCAGAUGAGUCUAACCGCAGCCACACCCCGAGCAUACAUAAUCCGGAAGGACUGGAGUUUCAAGACACUCCCGGGUCCCAUGGAACAGCAGACACUGAAGCACAGCGUCGCCCCCCGCAGGGAGUUCCAUCCGAGUUCCACGGGCUCGCGGGUGAAAUGGUAUUCAUAUUGCUGUGCUCUAUGGGUUUGUUUCUAUUCGGUCUGUUCCUGGGAAACGUCGUGAUUAAUCAAGCCGUGUUCCCCGGCAAGCUCGGAGUGAGCGAAAGCAACACCCCAUGGCUCAUUGGAUCUUUUUUGCUACCCAACGGGAUAGCCGUCAUUAUAUCAGGGUCGCUGGCCGAUCUGUCCGACCCGAAGAUCCUGAUGAUUAUCGGCUUUGUCUGGCUCGUGAUCUGGAAUGUGAUUGGGGUGUUUAGUAUCCGUCCGUCGCUUCCAGUGCUGUUUUUCGUGGUCAGGGCUAUGCAAGGGUUAGCUAUUGGAGUUCUGCAGGCGACAUCCAUGAGUCUGCUCGGGCGAGUUUACUCCCCCGGUAUACGCAAGACGCGGGUCUUUUCUGUCAUGUCUGCAACAGUUCCCAUAGGAUUCUUGAUCGGGUGUCUGCAAGGAGGGGCUCUCACCGCACACCUGCCGUGGAUAUUCGGGAGCAAUGCCAUAGUGAGCUUUAUCUGUGCAGUGGCUUCCCUCCCUGGUAUUCCCUCAUUUAACCCCAAGUACAGCCCCUCCGGCACACCGUUAUCUCUCAAGGACUUUGAUACACUAGGCGCCCUGUUGGCUGCUAUCGGUUGCGGCCUGAUUAUCCUCGGCCUAACACAAGGCGUCCCCAGUGGCUGGAGCCCCUACACGUACUCACUAAUCAUUGUCGGAGUGCUCUUUCUCUUGCUGUUCUACCUGGCCGAAAGACGAGCGACUCGACCUUUGGUUGAUAACCGGCUCUGGCUCACUCCCGGGUUCCUCCCACUGGCCAUUUCCUAUUUCCUAGGAUACGGAGCAUAUGUUGGCGGAUGGAUGUUCUUCGCCGUGCGGUUCCUACUUACAAUUCAGGAUCACGCUCCCAUCACCGUUGCACUUUACUUUAUCCCCAACAUGAUCUGCGGCAUUCUAGCCACAUACAUCGUAUCGAAAACCCUUCAUUUGUUCCCCGGCCACUGGAUCCUAAUCGCCGGUAUGGUGGCAAACACAAUGGGUCCUGUGUUUUUCAUCCCGCAAACUCCAAACACAACAUACUGGGCUCUCUCCAUGCCCGGGAUUGCCCUCGUUACGUUCGGGCCGGAUCUGACCUUUGCCGCUGCGUCGAUUUUCAUCACAUCCAACGUGCCCCGCUCAUUCCAGGGAUCAGCGGGGAGUCUCCUUGUGACGAUCCAGAAUCUCUCCGCAGCCAUUGUGACGGCGAUUGGAGACACAAUCGGGAAGGAAGUGACCAAAGCUGGCGGCGAUGGGUAUAGUUUGGACUUGGGCGCUUUGCGGGCAAUUUGGUGGUUUAGUUUGGCGAUUUCCCUGGCGGCGGCGGCGGUGUGUGCUGGAUUUGUUCGCAUUCCAAAGAGCGAGGAGAAGGAUCACCUAGAGUGA